Molecule: messenger RNA, 1071 nt
Organism: Marmota monax (woodchuck)
Lineage: Eukaryota; Metazoa; Chordata; Mammalia; Rodentia; Sciuridae
Gene: Ethe1
Product: ETHE1 persulfide dioxygenase
Exons: 8
Coding region: 235-918 (227 amino acids)
Biological process (GO): hydrogen sulfide metabolic process; glutathione metabolic process
Molecular function (GO): sulfur dioxygenase activity
Source: RefSeq, a predicted model, not a curated record
GCAGUGGGCAGAACUUUACAUCCAAGAGUGGCUUUACCAGGCUUUGGGCUCAGUCUCAGUCCAUUGACGCCGCGUCAACCUCGUCUUUCUUGUUGAUGAGAAAGCUGAAAUGCAGAGAAAGAACAAUUUUCAGCCCAGGAUCUCAGAUCUGAGAAGGUUGAAGCCAAGGUUUCUAACUUUUAGGACAUCUCACAGCUGAGCCUACAGAAACCCCAGAGGUUCUUCAAGGGUCAGAUGUUUGAGCCGAAAAGCUGCACCUAUACGUACCUACUGGGUGACAGAGAGUCCCGGGAGGCCAUUCUGAUCGACCCGGUCCUGGAGACAGCACCCCGGGAUGCCCAGUUGGUCAAGGAGCUGGGGCUGCGGCUGCUGUACGCUGUGAAUACCCACUGCCACGCAGACCACAUUACAGGCUCAGGGGUGCUCCGGUCUCUACUUCCUGGCUGUCAGUCUGUCAUCUCCCGCCUUAGUGGGGCCCAUGCUGACCUUCACAUUGAGGAUGGCGAUUCUAUCCCCUUUGGACGCUUUGCCUUGGAGACCCGGGCCAGCCCUGGCCACACCCCAGGCUGUGUCACCUUUGUCCUGAACGACCUCAGCAUGGCCUUCACUGGAGAUGCCCUGCUGAUCCGUGGAUGUGGGCGGACAGACUUCCAGCAAGGCUGUGCUAAGACCUUGUACCACUCAGUCCACAAAAAGAUCUUCACACUUCCAGGCAACUGUCUGGUCUACCCUGCUCAUGAUUACCAUGGACACACAGUGUCCACCGUGGAGGAGGAGCGGACUCUGAACCCUCGGCUCACUCUCAGUUGCGAGGAGUUUGUUAAGGUCAUGGACAAUCUGAACUUGCCUAAACCACAGCAGAUAGACAUUGCUGUUCCAGCCAACAUGCGCUGCGGGGUCCAGACGCCACCUUCCUAACCUGUUUCUGUCAGGUGCUUAUGUCCGUCAAGAAUGCACUCAGUGGAGCGAGGGGAGAGGGGUCACCACUAGACCUCUGUCCCCUCCCACCCUACCCCCAUCAGCCCCUCGAACUUCUUAAAUAAAAAGUAUUUUUUUUCCUUUCAUCAUGAA